Molecule: messenger RNA, 2203 nt
Organism: Drosophila biarmipes
Lineage: Eukaryota; Metazoa; Arthropoda; Insecta; Diptera; Drosophilidae
Gene: isoQC
Product: glutaminyl-peptide cyclotransferase
Exons: 2
Coding region: 806-1864 (352 amino acids)
Molecular function (GO): zinc ion binding; glutaminyl-peptide cyclotransferase activity
Source: RefSeq, a predicted model, not a curated record
GGGAGCUAUAAUUAAAGGAAACCUCAAUUAUUAAUCCAUUUUUAUUAGAAUUAGGAAAACCCAUAAAUCUUGUGGUAAGCUGACAAAGUAUACGAAUUCCUUAUACACAAAACCCUGGAACUACUAAAAACUCAAGAAAAUAUCAGUCUUGUUAUAAUUUUCUAUUUCAUAUAUAUCAUAUUUAAAAUAUUUAUUCUGCUUUUGACCAAUGCCAAGAAAUACAUAUGUAGGUGUAAACUGGUAAAAAAAAUAGGUAUAAUUAAAAGUAGAAAAUAUAUUUUUUUUAAUACCCCUCUACUACAUUUUCCUAGCGCCCAGAACUUGUUAUGGGGGUGCCACCUGUUCACGCCUGGCGUUGCCACUGGUUAGAAAUGACGAACAGCUGUUGUACCCAACAUGGGCGUCAGCUAUUUUAUGUCUCAAAGAGGGUUAAGCCACCAAUAACAAUUAUUUUAUGAGAAAAAAGAAAAAUUGUAAAACAGACAAUCAACUAGAUCUUUUGUUGCCCAUUUUUAUUUUUGAAUUUAUUUAUGAACCCCCAAUUGAAAAACAUGAGUACGCCCAUGCUUUGUUGUUGUGUGCCUCCCAAGUUGGCCCCAAGAAUUGGCCAAUAUGAUAAAUCACUAAGCACACGAGAGACCUCAAGCUUGUGCCGCAGACGGCCACAAAAUCGUGCGGCAGACGCACGUCCUUGGAACUCCUCGCACACCUGCCGCUAUUGAUUGGAACCACCUGUUGGGGCCGAACACCCCCAUUCGCCACACCAAAACACUCGGCCACGUAUUCUUAAGUCAGUCGGUGAAAUAUGCUCCAACGUACUGCUAGAAUGUGGACGCUGUGCGUGCAGACGGCUUUGGUGGCCACCUUUGUCCAGGCAUCCGCCUCCCAGCAGGAUAAUCUCGUGGGGAGAGCACAGAAAUCCCACAAUCCCAGCGAGCUGUCCGAAUCCCGAUUCCUGGAGUACAGCAAUCUAUCCGAUAAACUGCACUUGAGGGAGGCCAUCAACAACAUAUUGAUACCCCGAGUUGUGGGCACGGGGAAUCACACCAUCGUGCGACAAUAUAUAGUCCAGAGCUUGAGAGAUCUGGGUUGGGAUGUGGAGGUGGAUAGCUUCCACGAUGUGGCUCCCAUCAAGGGCAAAUUGCAUUUUCACAACAUCAUUGCCACCCUGAAUCCAAAAGCUGAACGGUAUUUGGUGCUCGCCUGCCAUUACGACAGCAAGUACAUGCCGGGCGUGGAGUUCCUGGGGGCCACCGACUCGGCUGUGCCCUGUGCCAUGCUCCUUAACCUCGCCCAGGUCCUGCAGGAACAACUGGAGCCCCUAAAGCGGAGCAAACUGAGCCUAAUGCUCUUAUUCUUCGACGGCGAGGAGGCCUUCGAGGAAUGGGGACCCGAUGAUUCUAUCUACGGAGCACGGCAUCUGGCCAGGAGGUGGCAGCGUGAAGGAAAACUGGACAGAAUAGAUUUGCUGGUGUUGCUGGAUCUUCUGGGAGCACCCGACCCGUCUUUCUACAGCUUCUUCCAGAACACCGAGUCCUGGUACAUGCGACUCCUGUCCGUGGAAACACGACUGGCCAAGAUGGAGCUGCUGGAGCGCUAUGCCAGCAGUGGAGUUGCCCAGUACGACCCCAACCGUUACUUCCAGUCGCAGGCCAUGCGCUCCUCCAUGAUCGAGGACGAUCACAUACCCUUCCUGCAGCGAAAUGUGCCCAUCCUGCACAUUAUUCCGGUGCCCUUUCCCAGUGUAUGGCACAAACCCGACGAUAACGCCAGCGUGAUCGAUUAUGCGACGACGGACAACCUGGCGCUGAUUAUACGGCUCUUCGCUUUGGAGUACCUGCUGGGCGGAGGCGAAGACAAGUAGUUGAGUGGUCUGUUGCCCUGUGUGAUUCACAAAUGUUGUAUCUACUCACAGCCUUAUCUAAUUGACCUGUUCCGAUAUCGAUAUUGUUAAUUAUGUACUCUAAACCCGCCGUGGAAUCUUUGAGAGGACCUUAAUUGUUAACUGAGUGUGCGCUUUAAAGUUACUUAAGCAGAUCUGACAAACGCAUAAUCCAAAUAUUUUUAUACACAUGUAUUUAUAGAAAAUGCUUAGCUAAUGACACGUCAAAUUAAUAUAUAUUUUGUAAUCUUUCGGUUGUAAUUUUUUUGACUUACAAGUGUAGUCCAACAUAUACAUAGUAAAUGUACUUAAAACAUAUAA